Bactrocera dorsalis (oriental fruit fly) is the source of this 6705-nucleotide messenger RNA. RefSeq names its product cyclic AMP response element-binding protein A (gene CrebA). Lineage: Eukaryota; Metazoa; Arthropoda; Insecta; Diptera; Tephritidae. Bases 3984 to 5804 code for a protein of 606 amino acids. The record is from RefSeq and is a predicted model, not a curated record. Gene Ontology annotation, molecular function: cAMP response element binding; DNA-binding transcription factor activity, RNA polymerase II-specific. Gene Ontology annotation, biological process: regulation of transcription by RNA polymerase II. The transcript is spliced from 7 exons.
AUACAGUUAAUUAAAAUAAAUUAAUAAAUAAAUAUAAUUUUUUAACUUACAUUUAACAAGAAUAAUUUUAAAAUAAUAAAUAAAUUUAUUUUUUUAACUUCCUUUUAACCAAAAUAAACUUAAAGUAUUUUUUUCUGUGCUUGAAACUAACCAAAAUAAGUUCGAAAUAUUUUUUUGUCUUUGAAACUGUGAACUUUUGUGAACAAUUCAGUAAAAAAUAAUAAUAAUUUCAUAAACUUACAAUGAAAAAUUUUAAAAAUAUUCAAACCAAGCCUACGAUUGAAAAAUAAUAAUUUAUAUGCAAUUUUUCUUUGAAAAUUUUCACAUUUUACAAUUCAAAACAUGCCAACCCAUAAAUCAACAAAUAAAAAAGCAAAGAAAAGCAACAAUAAGACUAAUACAAAGCAAGAAAAAGAAAUACACGUAUAUUUAUUGCACUUUGAGCGCGCCACCCAAGAAAAAGAAACAAAAAAUAACAACAAUAACGGACGAGUAAUUGAUUAUACGGUAAGCAACAGCAACACAGAUUCCUCAAUGCCAUGAUAUUGCAAAAACAAAAGAAAAAAACAGAAAACAACAAUCAAACUGGCAAUAUAUUGCACAAGCAGCUGAUAGACGAUUUGCCAAACGCCCCCUACCCAAUACACGGCGCACGCCCAUGAAUAUCAAAUACAUAUGAAUAUGUAUAUGAACUUAUCCAGCAUUAUCAGCAAACAAUACUCGAGCAGUGGGCAACAAGUGAUGCACAGCGAACGGCAGGCAAAAGUAAAUAAGAAAUUAGAAGCAAAAAUAACAGAAUAAGCAUGACUGAGGCGCAAAAACCAACAGAAGCAGCAAAAGUUAUUACGCCAGCUAAAAGCCAAUUUCUCAACAAGCUAACCAACAAUCAACUGUAAAAACCAAUAAAUAAGCAAGCAACCGAGAAAAACUAAUAACAGCCAAAACAAAAAAAGUGCAGUGCAUAAGUAAGAAAAAUACACAGACACAUACACACACCUGUAUACGUGCGCUAUAUGACAGGCAAAUGAAAUAGGGAAAUUUGCAAAUGUGAAAGAAGAACUGACAACGAGGCGCUGCCGCAAUCAACAUAAAAUCCAAGUGGCCGUUAAGCGCGCUGCUAACCAAAUAAAUAUAACCGAAAAGCCAAAUGCUUACAUACAUACAAACAUAGAGUACCUACGUACCGUAAGUCUACCGCAGCGACACUGCUGCUUUGCCUAGAGCAUCAAAGUCAAAGGCAAAGUCAACUAUUGACGCGCUGACUGAUUGACUGGCUGUCGGGCAAGUGGCCAGCGUUUAUGGUGCAAAAGAAGUCAUCCAUAUGCCAAUUGCUGGCUAACAACGGCGCAGGAGUAGCCACAAGCAAAGCUAAUAAGAAUUUCUGACACACAACCAUACAUAUAUAUAUAUAUAUGUAUGUAUGUGUGCUUAUACAGGCAAAAGCUAUGCAGUUAGAAAAAUAAAUAUGUGCAUGUACAUAUGUGUGGUAAAAAGUGUGCAAAGAAAGCAGCGGCAGUUGCAACAGGCAGGCCAGGCCGACGGAGAACUGGUAAGUGGCGUGAAAAGCUGGCAAACAACGCGAGUGCAGCAAAAUGAGACACAAAACCAAAAACAAAAUGCAACCGUAAAAAAAAAGCAUACAAAACGCAAUCGACAGUAAAUGCAAUAUGUGUAUGUAUGCGUGUAAAUGCAAGUAGUUUGGUGUGAGCAACAAGUUGCACGACCGUGACAACUGGCAACAAGUGGCCCAUACAUAUGCAAACACACAAUUUUAGCGUUUGCUGCAGAAGCAACAGGUUGCUCUCGGCCAACAAGCAGCAACUGGCAGCAAGUACCCAUAGCUGUUGCAUGGAAGCGACCAAGCAAGGACUGUGGUUGCAUUGUUUGCUGCGUUGAUGCAACAGUUCAUGCUGAGAAAAAAAGAAAAAGAGAUUUUCAAGAAAAAUCAGUUAUUGUUGAAGCAAGAAAAGUGCAGUGAGCGGCAAGUGGCCGGCCGCAGCAGCAGCAGCAGCAAUAUAUUAGUUUACGCAACAAGCUUGCAUGCCGCAGUCAGAAAGAGUAAACGGGUUAUGCGUAAGAAGAAUUUGUGGAAUUUCUGGGUGGUGGUUAUUGAGAGUAGCAAAAGAAACUCUGUGUAAAAGGCAAGCGCAAAUGUGCAACGAAUCGUGGUUUAGAUGCGGAAUGGUUGCAAAAAUUGUAUAAAAGGAUUUAUAAAAAAUGUAGGAAAAAAGUUAUGGAAAGAAAGAAUUAUUAAAAAAGUUAUAGUAAAAUUAUAGGAAAAAAAUUAUUGCAAAAAGUGUAACAAACAAUAUGGACAUAAUAAAAAUGAAUAUCAAAAAUUAUGGCACGAAGUUAUAGCAAUAGUUUAUAGGAAAAAUUUAUAGAAAAGAAGUAUGACGAAAAAUAUAGACAAAGACUCGGCUAUGACUGCCUAAGCGGUGCCUACGCCAGUAAAGAAGAAAAUGAACUUAAAAAUAGAAAAUUAGAGAAAAAAGUAUAGUAAAAAAACUUUGGCAAAAAAUUAUUGUGAUUGUGAAAUUAUAGAACGAAAUAAUUGAAAAAAACUACAGUCAAAAUUAUAGCACAAAAAAUAAAGAAAAAGCUAAAGCAAACUAUAGUGAAAUUAUGACCAAAAUAAUAAAAAAAAAUGCAGUAAAAACUGUAAUAAAAAUUAUAGCACAGAAUUAUAGGAAACUCUAAAGCAAGCAAAUAUAGAAAAAUAUUAUAGUUAAAUGAUAGAACAAAAUUAUAGCACAACAUUAUAGGAAAAACCAAAGCAAACAAAUAUAGAAAAAUAUUAUGGCGAAAUCAUAGAAAAAAUUUCAGCAAAAAAUUAAAGUUCAAAAAAUUUUUGAUUUUCAUUUCGGAUUUAAUUAAAUUUAAAAAAUUGUAAAAAAAUCUAUGUCACAAGUUUAUUGCAAUUAACACCUUCAAUAAAAUUUAAUUGGGCAACAGUUAUAAAAUUAAAAGUACUUCCUGCGAAACAGCUGAUAAAAAUCAAACAAUUCUAAAGAAUGAAAAAAAGCGUUAAUCAAUUAAAGAAAUCUACAACUCAAAUGCAUGUAAUUACUUUUCCAGCGAACGCGCUUUAACGGUUUCAACGAUAAAAAAAGUCAAACAUAAGUUGCGCUAUUCCAAGUUGAAACAUUAAGCAAUAAACAAAUACAAUUUAGAACAGCAAUUGCUGCAAACAAACGGUUAAAACGACGAAUUGUUCAAUUUAAACCUCAGCAAAACCAAAAAAAGAAAAAAGCCACACUUAAAAAGUAGGUUAAACUCUUGAACUCGCAACAAAACUAAAAUAAGCACAACUACACAGAAAAACAGCAUCAAUUGGUGAAGUAACAAAAAACCGGCCCCUACGACCUCACACGUACGAAGUUCAAGUUACAAAAAAAAGUAAAAAAAAAAAUUAAAAACAAACAAACAAAAAAACCUGAGAAAUAAAAAAUAUAUUGCAGCAGUAAAACAAAAUCACGUACCGGACAUGGUUAUCAGAAAUUAAAACAUAAAAUUCGAAAUGUGUAUAUACAUAAAUGCAUACAAACAAAAACAAAUUUAAGCAACAAAAAGAUUUCAAUCGCAACCAAUUCAAAUUAAUAACAGAAAAAUUCUAAACUGCUUAUAAAUGGUCAAUUUGUGACAUUAAUAACUAGAGAAAAAAUAAAAAAAUAGAAAAAUUAUCAUUGCUAUAUACAAAAAGUAAAAAGAUGCAUUACAAUUUUGAAAAAAAAAACAUAACAUUAAUAUAAUGUGCUCUAUUUCUUCCCUUUCUAUUAAAGCAGACAAAUAAAAAUUUAUAUAAAUAUUUAUCAGAAGUGUAAAAUAAAAUACCAAAAUUAGUGCUAAAUAGGCGGUUCAAAGAGAACCAACGCCCGCUUGACGACCCCUGAUCACGUACUACGGUUAAACUCUGUGCCAAUAAACGUCAAGUUCGGCUUACAUAAAAGUCAAGCAAGCGACACAAAAACAACUAUAAAAAAAUGGAUGGAUUUUAUGACGGCGAUUUGAAAGAUAUAUGGGAUUCCGAUUUAGAUCCGACGGAAUCUCUAAAAAUCUCCACAGAUUCGGAUCUACACGAUUGGUUCAUGGAACGUGAUAUGAAGGAUCCGGCUGUUAUGAUAUUAAAUGAUAAACUCAUGUCAGAUGCGCUAUUCAAUUUGCAGCCAAUUAAGUCGGAACACUCAUAUAGUUUAAAUAGUGAUGGCGAUUCAUUGCCAGAUUCACCACAUAGCCUGCAGACGAAAAUGGAUGACAUGGAAGACGAAUGCUAUCCCGCAAUUUCGCUGAAAACCGCAACCAGCAACACAGCACGCUCACGGCACGAUGUAGACAUUACCAACAGUGUUGACCCCAAGUGCUUGGCCAUAUCGGUGGACUGUGAUGAUACGCCCAUGGAAUUAGCUACGCUAGAGCACAGCGGUCACACAACCAGCAGCUCCAGCAAAUUAGCGACAAACACAUUGCUCACCACCGCCGCUACCUCCAGCACACCCACAAUAAGUAGCACACUGAGCAUACCCGCCAGCACCGCAACCGGCAGCGGUAUACUUACUGCGAGCACCACUACCCGCCAAUCUGCUACAGCGUUGCCAUUACGCUACACACAUGCCGGCAUCUAUGCGAGCCUCAGCAAGAUCAACACCACCGCACCGAUGACAUUCAAUCUGCGCACCGCUGAAACGUCCAGUGGCACCAGCAGCAGCAGCUGUAGUUCCGGUUACGGCGGCAGCAACACCACUACAAUUACACUUAGCAAACCCGCCGCUACACAACAACUACAGCAACAGUCACAUCUCCAACAGUACCUACCUCAAGCGACGGCGGUGAGCACAGUUUUUGAGACGAGCAGCUGUCGUACGCCGUCAACAGCACGCGAAGGCAGCUCUUCGCCGGACAUCUGUUCGGAUAUCGAAAUCGAUGAGUCGGCCAUCAAGGAUGAGCCCAUGUCACCGGAUUCCAGUUGCCCGCCCAGCCCUAAUUCGCCGGAAUGCAUAACAAUGGCAAAAAUCUCGAAGCUAACCGCGCGCACUAACUCCGAUCUCGUCUUUGAGCACAAGAACGGUUGCCUGCAACUCACACCCGCCUCACAGAGCUUACUCAAAGCGCAACAACUCGCAACAUCCGCCAAUAAUGGUCAAAGCAUUGUAAUGCCCAAAUUGAAUAUUAAGUCGGAGUCUAGCUACAAUGGUGUUAGUGCCACUGUCAAGCAUAACGGUCAAUAUGGUCUGCCAUUGACGCCACCCUCCUGCUCAUCGAGUGAUGGUGAUUCCGAAGUCAUUACCCCCGUUGCCUUGCACGCCGCGAAUGUGCGCCGUAGUGCCAGUAGCAGCAGCUCGUCAUCGCCAUCAUCCGCCUCGUCGUCGACAUCGUCACUGCAUGCAGCCGGUCGACAUGCGUCAGGUGGAACUAGCGGUUCCACACGUCAGCCAAUACACACCCCGCUCAUCAGCUCGCAGCCGAAAGGUUCCACUGGCGUGCUAAUCCUAACCGAGGAAGAGAAGCGCACGCUACAAGCCGAAGGUUAUCCAAUACCACAGAAGCUACCACUUACCAAAGCUGAGGAGAAGUCGCUCAAGAAGAUACGAAGAAAAAUCAAAAAUAAGAUUUCUGCACAAGAGAGUCGACGCAAAAAGAAGGAAUAUAUGGAUCAAUUAGAGCGUCGCGUCGAAAUACUUGUCAAUGAGAACAAUGAGCAGCGCAAACGUUGCGACGCGCUGGAGCACACGAACGCCAAUCUACUAAGUCAAUUGCACAAAUUGCAAGCGAUGUUGAACAAACAGAACAGCAAGAAGAACGCUUAAGCGAGCGAGAGAGCAGGCGCUUGGAAAACACGACGGAAAAUUUUUCACAAGAAAUUCUACGCUUUAUCCGCGCCGCUGACAAGGAAAUGAAUUUAUUGCGCUGCAGCCCAACUAAGAAGUUGCUAAAAAUGUGGCAGCAUUGGUAAAUAAGAGAAGUUUUUUUUUUAAUUUUUUCUAUAAAAUUAAAUGUUAGGCGCGUGAAUGUGUGCGUUUUUCGGUUAGAAUUUCUAGUAGCGGUAGUUUACAUAUUUUAUGAGAUAUUUACACUGUUUGAAAGUAGCAUUUUUUAUGUAAUAUGUAUAUAAGUAUAUAUGUACUUGCUUUUUAUGAGAAUAUAUUUAAAUGUAUGCAGCAUUUUUUAUACAUAACAGUUAUUGUAUAUUAAAAGUAAAAUAUAUUUACAUGUAUUUAGUGUGUAAGUGAACGGGCUGGACAGGCUGUAAACAGAUUUUAUAUAAGUAUACAUACAUGAUUGCUGUAUUAUAAAAGUAUGAGUAAAAUAAAAUAAAUAAAUCAAUGUGCAUUUCGUAUUGUAGAUCAAUACUAUAUUUACAUGAAAACGAAUUUUGACCAAAAAACUUACUUAAUGCAACAUUUAAUAUAUUAAAUGCUUAUAUAUUACACAUACAUACUACAAAGUACCAUUAUAUAAGCCACUUAAAGUGCUUUACUUAUUGCAUGAAUAUAGUUGGCAUUAUAUAGUUUAAUUAAGUGUAUAGAGGAGAAGUCCAGCCACACAGUCCAUGCCAAUUUCGAAAUCCAUCUAGUAGUAUAGUGCAAGUCCAAGUUUUAUAACAAUUACAUACACAUACAUAUAUUUUAAAUAAUUUGUAAAUAAUAAAUGUUAACAGAAAUUAGCAACAUUCCACUAUUUUAACUAAACAUUUUAUAAAUUAAUUAU